AUGGUAGAAACAGUUCUCGUAUUUGGUGCUUCGGGCAACGUUGGAGUAGCAGCCAUCAUUGGAGCUCUCAGCUCCAACCGUAAGGUCCUCGCUAUUGUCCGCAACCAAGCCAGCGCCGAAAAGAUCUUCAGAUACGUUGGCAACCGCGACAACAUCACGAUUGUAGAAGCAGACAUAACUUCGGAAGACUCCGUACGAGGUGUCAUCCAACGGGUCCGUGACGGGGACCUGCCAUCUUUUCAGCAUGUCUGGGCUUCGCCUGGUGGGCUCGCCUGGGAAACGCCUACUCUCGAUCUCAAAGUUUCCGAGCUUCGGGAAAUUAUGACCGUCAACUUCGAGAAUUACGUCAUUGCCUAUAAAGCGAUCAUUCCCUAUCUUCUCGAGCAGGGCUUUCCCGGCAGCAUCUGGACUAUGUGUACCGGUGCCGCAGGUGACAUGGGGUAUCGUCUAGCCCCAGCCGUGACACAAGGCGCCCUUUACAGCUUUGCCAUCACGGCUGCCCGGGAAAACGAGAAGACAAACGUCCGGUUCAACGAGGUCUAUCUCGCCCACAGGGUUCGCCUCGAGGUCGAGAAGGACAAUCAAACCGUUGCAGGAAUGCGAAUCCCCCUCACAAGCUCCAGAGACUUUGCACCGUUGUAUGAGAAGAUUCUGAACAGGGCCGAAAUUAGAAGUAUUCAGGUUGAAGUGCGCGGUCCUGAGGAUGUGGCGGAGAUUUGCUAUGCGACGGUUUUACGAGAGCUAUGGGAGCUUUAG
Messenger RNA from Colletotrichum graminicola M1.001, 756 nucleotides. RefSeq lists its product as uncharacterized. The coding region runs from base 1 to 756 and encodes 251 amino acids. The transcript has 3 exons. Lineage: Eukaryota; Fungi; Ascomycota; Sordariomycetes; Glomerellales; Glomerellaceae. The record is from RefSeq and is a predicted model, not a curated record.